AUGGUUUCGAAUAAGGGCAAGGAGAAGGUAAUUGACGGCGGAGGAAAGGGCAAAAGGAAGAGCACCGGCGGAGGCGACGAUGACAAAACUGGCCGGAAGCGGAAGAACCGCGGAGUGCUUCAGUUCUUCGAUGACGCGGCGUACCAGGUUGACGAGGAAGAAGAUUCCAGCGACGAUUCCUUGUUCAGUGUCGACGAUUUUUUUGAAGAUGAAUUUAUCUCACAGCUCCAAAACGAUAAUGAAUCUGCAAAAGGGCCUGAACUUCCUUUUAUAAAAGCUGAGGUGUUAGAGGAGGAAGAAUAUGAUAGAAUGAUGGAAGAACGAUACAAACCUGGAGCUGGUUUUGUUACUAACGUGGAAGAUCGUUAUGAUCAGAAGAGACCCAUUGACAAAAAUUUUUUUGUUUCCUCUGCCAAGGAUCCUGUUGUCUGGAAAGUAAAAUGCAUGGUUGGACGUGAGAGAUAUUCAGCUUUUUGCCUGAUGCAAAAGUUUGUAGACAUGAAUUACUUGGGAAAUAAGCUGCAGAUAAUAUCUGCAUGUGCGGUUGACCAUGUAAAGGGCUUUAUCUUUAUUGAAGCUGAAAAGCAACAAGAUAUCUAUGGGGCAUGUAAAGGGAUCUCCAGUAUAUAUCCAAGUAGAGUGGCGGCUGUUCCUAAUAAUGAAAUCUCUCAUCUUCUGUCAGUCAGAAGCCUGUCAAGUGGAAUAUCAGAGGGAAUGUGGGCCCGUGUCAAGAAUGGGAAAUACAAAGGCGAUCUUGCACAGGUUGUUGCAGUGAAUCAUACUCGGAAGAAAGUCACUGUGAAACUUAUUCCACGGAUAGAUUUGAAAGCGAUGGCUGCAAAAUUUGGUGGAGGAGUUAGUGGUAGGAGGAGUGACGCGCCAGCACAGAGACUGAUCAGCUCCAGCGAGCUUGAGGAGUUCCGUCCUCUUAUCCAAUUUCGUCGAGACCGUGAUACAAACCAGAUGUUUGAGGUUCUUGAUGGGAUGAUGCUAAAGGAUGGUUAUUUGUAUAAAAAGGUGUCACUUGACUCAUUGACUUAUUGGGGUAUAAUGCCUACUGAAGAUGAGCUAUUGAAGUUUGAGCCUUCGAAGAAGGAGGAAUCUACUGAUGUACAGUGGCUAUCUCAACUUUUUGGGGAGAAAAAGAGAAAGGAGGUCAAAAUUGUUAAGGACAAAGGGGGAGGAAAAGCAGAGGGCUCCUCUAGUGCUACUGUGGAGAAUACUUUUGAACUGCAUGAUCUAGUUUUUAUUGGUCGGAAAGACUUCGGUGUUGUCAUUGGCACGGAGAAAGACGAUAGUGUGAAGGUUAUAAAAGAAGGCUCAGAAGGACCAUUGGUGGUUACUGUAAAACAAAAUGAGCUUAAAGGCGCAACUUUUGAUAAGAAAUUGUUUUCUGUUUUGGAUAAGCACUCAAAGACCUUGUCAGUCAAUGAUAAUGUCCGGGUUUUGGAGGGUCCGUUAAAGGAUAGACAAGGAUCUGUUAAAAAGAUCUACAAAGGGAUACUGUUUUUAUACAAUGAAAGUGAAGAGGAGAAUAAUGGUUACAUAUGUGUCAGAGCUCAACUUUGUGAGAAAGUAAAUCUUUCUGGUGAUUUGUCAAAUGAAAAGGGUGGUGACCCAGAGCUUUCAUGUUUUCCUGAUGUAUUGUCAUCACCAAAAUCUCCUCUAUCUCCUGACAAACAAGAGAGGGAUAAUACAAGCAACUUUAAACGUGAUGAUGAUACAAUGUUUUCCGCUGGUCAGUCGGUAAGAAUUCGCGUGGGACCCUUGAAGGGUUUCCGUUGUCGUGUUUUGUCUGUUCGUCGUACUGAUGUCACUGUGAAGCUGGAUUCUCAGCAAAGAAUUCUCACUGUGAAAUGUGAGCAUCUAUCUGAAGUUCGUGAAAGGAAUUCUGCCAUUGCCCAGGGGGAGGAGUUGGGGUCUAUAAAACCAUUUGAUUUUCUCGGGACACAGGAUGGUGCAAGAGACUGGAUGGAUGGGGCAGCAAUCUCAACAGACGGUGAUAACUGGAAUGCGGGUGGAUCUACGGAAAGGUCUUCUUGGUCGGCUUUAACUUCAUCAAAUAUCUCGCUUCCUGGCGGAUCUGGUUCCGGGGAUCCUUUGAAUGAUAACACUAAAGAAGGCGCAGAGGAUUCUUCUUGGCAAAUUAAAGCGACCCCAGAUGACAAUUCAUCAUGGGGUGCAGCUGCAGCCAGUACAAAGCCAAUUUCUGAGACCAGUUUGCUUGAUGGAUGGGGUAAAAAACCUGCUCAGCUUCAGAAUGAUAGUCCGGUUGAGGCUCCCAAAGAUGAUUCUUGGGGUGCGGUUGCCAAGAAACCGAGCACUGAAAACGUGACUUGGGGGGGAAGCAAACCAGCCUGGGGCCAAUCUGGAGUUUCGUCAGGUGAAGAGACUGGUGGUUGGGGUAAUGCUGGUGGUCCGAGCCAACCAGAUACAAGUGCCUGGAAGGACUCUGAUGCACUGGACAAAUCUAAACAAAAAACCUGGAAUGAAACUGCUGCUGGAAGUGAAGGCCAAUGGGGAAACAAAAGCAAUGUCGAUAAGGGUGGUGGUUCAGACGAUUGGGGAAAGGGUGGAUCCACUUGGGGCGCUAAAGUAAACUCUGGCGGAAGUGAGAGCGGUGCAUGGGGAGCCAGUGCACGUGGUGCCACGCCCCAAGUGGACGUGGAAACAGGUGGUUGGUCAAAGACUGCUGAUAAUCCAGACAAUCAAACUAAAAGCUGGGGUGCUGGGAUGGCAAAUGAAGAUGCAACUGGAAAAUCUACAUGGGGAAAACCAGAGGGCACAUCCUCAUGGGGCAAGCAAGAUGGUGGAUCGUCGUGGGGUAAUAAGCCAGAUGGUGGAUCAUCCUGGAAAGGUGAAUCCUCGUGGGGUAAAUCAGCUGAUAAGUCCUCUUGGGGUGGUCAGCAAAAUGAAGGGGACAAAGCUGGCUCUGGAGGAGAUGAAGGAUUUGGUGGGUGGAAGAAUGGUGGGAUGGGAAACAGAGAUGAGAAAGAUGAAGGGAAUAAUAAUAGCUGGGGGAGAUCAAAACCGUUUGAUGGAGGUCGUGGUUCAGGUGGAAGGAGGGGUAGAGGCCGGGGAAGGGGAGGACGGGGGGAUAGUUAUGGUAGGGGGAGUUCGUUCAAUCGGGACCAAUCAUCUGGCUGGAACCAUGAACCUCAAAGUGAUGAUGCAGGAAAGAACUCAAGUUGGAGUAGUCGUCAAGCAGUUGCUUGGGGCAGUACUGCUUCCGAUGAAGUUGGUAAUAAAUUCGAUAGUUGGGGUAAAGCAGAUGCUUCCAACAAGGGCGAGGAAAAUAAGGAUGGCGGAAGUGGGAGUGGAUGGGGUAGUGCAAGUCAAAAUAACAAUUCUGGUGGUAACACAAGUGCUUGGGGUAAAACAUCGAAAGCAAAUGAUGAAUCUGGUGCAGCUAGUUCUUGGGGCAAAGAAAUGAAGCCAGCUGAAAAUAACCAGUCUUCCUGGGGAAACACCAUGACCAAUUCGUCGGGCGAGAACCAAACUUCUGGUUGGGGCAACAAAGGUAACUGGGCUAGCCAGAAAGGAAAUGAAGAGGAAGCUGGCACGGGUAGUUGGGGAAAGAAGAAGCCAAAUGAAGAUAACAACUCAUCUGAUUGGGACUCCUCACGCUAUGGGAAAGACGUGUCGGGUAGCUCAUGGAAGAAUAGUGGUGGUUCAUCAGCUGGAUGGGGCGAGAGCAACUGGUCGAAAAACGAAACAAACACAAGUGGUGGCGAAAACAACCAGGACUCCACCUGGAGCAGCAGAGGCAACUGGAACUCGGACAAUCAAAAUAACACCUUCAGUGGGGACGGCGGACGAGGUGGCGGUUGGAGAGGAGGCCGGGGCGGGAGAGGCGGCGAUCGUGGUGGCUUCCAGGGCAGAGGUGGCGAUCGUGGUGGCUUCCAGGGCAGAGGUGGCGGCAGAGGACGCUUUGGUGGAAGGGAUGGGUCCGAAAGGGGUGGUGGUUUUCGUGGGAGGGGUGGUUUCAGAGGAAGAGGACGUGGGGACUGGAAUAACAGAGGAGAUGACUCAAAUGGUGAUAAAUCCUACAACUGGGGCAAAGAUUCAAACAAUGAUAGCCAGGGGGGAUGGAAAAGUGGUGGGUUCAAUGGAGGAAGUAGUUGGAGCAAUAAGGAGAAUGAUAAAAAUGCAUCCGAGAGCUGGGGCCAACCGAGCAGUUGGAAGAGCGGCUCGAGCUGGAAUGAUUCUAACAAAGAUACUCGUCAAAAUGAGACUGGAGCUGGUGGUGGCUGGGGAGCAUCUGGUGGUGGUUCUGGGAAUGUAGCUCCUGCUGGUUCAGGAGAAACAGGUGGUGGCUGGGGAGUAUCUGGUGGUGGUUCUGGGAAAGUAGCUUCGGCUGGUUCAGGAGAAACAGGUGGUGGCUGGGGAGCAUCUGGUGGUUCUGGGAAAGUAGCUCCGGCUGGUUCAGGAGAAACAGGUGGUGGCUGGGGAGCAUCUGGUGGUUCUGGGAAAGGAGCUUCGGCUGGUUCAGGAGAAGCAGGUGGUGGGUGGAAUAGUAAUCAGUCGAACUGGAAUACGGUAAAGGCUGUUGCUAUGGAUGUUGAAAGACCCAAAGGGUCUGCUGGUGAAGGUGAUUCUUGGGGAAAAGCAACUUCAAGCACGUGGGGUGUGGCGGGAGAUGGGGGGAGCUCCUCUGGGGGAUGGAAGAAAUCUGAAGGUAGUGAUGAAGGUAAAGGGAAGGAGGAAGGGACAUCUGAUGGGUGGGGUAGUGCGGCAAAGAGCUCCUGGGGUGGUAGUAGUGGUGGUGGCAAUGGAGGGUGGUGA
Molecule: messenger RNA, 4785 nt
Organism: Striga hermonthica
Lineage: Eukaryota; Viridiplantae; Streptophyta; Magnoliopsida; Lamiales; Orobanchaceae
Source: the annotation of a GenBank genome assembly